Molecule: messenger RNA, 2653 nt
Organism: Brassicogethes aeneus
Lineage: Eukaryota; Metazoa; Arthropoda; Insecta; Coleoptera; Nitidulidae
Source: the annotation of a GenBank genome assembly
UCUGAUUGUUGUUGUAUGUAUCUUGGUGCUGUUAGAGUAGAAGAAGAAGACUAACCUAUUUUUAAACGUCAAUUUGACAUUUUAAACAAACUAUUUGAAAAAAAUAAUAAGAAUGUGUGAAAAAUAAAUAUUUUAAAAUGGAAGAGCCUGUUAAAAAAAGGUAUAGACGAAAUGACGAAGAAAGUAAGAGUCAAUCUGACUCAGAUGACGAUAAUUAUGUGCCUUACGUGCCAGUAAAGGAAAGAAAGAAACAACAGCUAAUGAAAUUGGGCAGAAUUGGACAGUUAAAAGAAGCAGAACAGAAUAAAGCAAAAUCAUCCAGUGAAAAUGAAACCAAUGAAGAUGAAGAUGAUGAUGAAUUAUGGGGAAGAAAAAAUAAUGUUUCUCUUUUGGAUCAACACACAGAACUCAAGAAAAUUGCAGAGGCUAAAAAAGUGAGUGCUGUUGAAAGACAAUUAAGGAAAGAGGAGGAAAUUUUGGAAAUUGUAGCAGAGAAAAAAGCUUUGAUGGGUGUUUCAGAAUUGGCAAAAGGUAUUCAAUACAGUGAUCCUAUCAAGACAAGCUGGACUUUACCAAGAUAUAUUUUACAAUUACCACCAUCCAGACAUGACAAGAUUAGAGAUGAUCUAAGAAUUUUGGUUGAGGGUGAGGAAAUUCCACCCCCUUUAGAAACCUUCAAAGAAAUGAAGCUGCACGAAGGCAUUUUAGCCGGAUUAAAAGAAAAACACAUAAAAAAACCGACGCCGAUACAAAUCCAAGGCAUACCGACAGUUUUAUCCGGAAGAGACAUAAUCGGCAUCGCUUUUACCGGAUCAGGAAAAACGUUGGUUUUCGUGCUGCCUUUAAUAAUGUUUUGUCUGGAGCAGGAGAUCAAAAUGCCGUUUAUUAAAAACGAAGGCCCUUAUGGUCUAAUAAUCUGUCCAUCCAGAGAAUUGGCCAAGCAGACCUACGAUAUUAUUCAGCAUUUUUGUAAUACCUUAAAAAAACACAGGAUGCCAGAAAUAAGGAGUUGUUUGGCUAUAGGAGGUGUGCCAGUUACAGAGGCUAUUGAAACAAUACAAAGAGGUGUUCACAUUAUGGUAGCAACUCCUGGCAGAUUGAUGGACAUGUUGGAAAAGAAAAUAGUAAAAUUAUCAGUAUGCAGAUACUUGUGCAUGGAUGAAGCUGACAGAAUGAUUGACUUAGGUUUUGAAGAGGACGUUAGAACCAUUUUCUCCUAUUUUAAUGGGCAAAGACAAACUCUUCUCUUCUCCGCCACUAUGCCCAAAAAGAUCCAAAACUUCGCCAGAUCGGCCCUGGUAAAACCGGUAACGAUUAAUGUCGGUAGGGCAGGUGCUGCCUCUAUGAACGUGACACAGGAAGUAGAGUAUGUUAAGCAGGAAGCCAAAAUUGUUUAUUUGUUGGAAUGCCUGCAAAAAACACCGCCCCCGGUGCUUAUUUUCGCCGAGAAAAAACAAGACGUAGACGCCAUACACGAGUAUUUGCUGCUUAAAGGCGUGGAGGCUGUUGCUAUUCAUGGAGGAAAAGACCAGGAAGAAAGAUCGCGGUCAGUCGAAGCAUUUAGAAAGACGGAAAAAGACGUUCUAGUUGCUACAGAUGUCGCUUCAAAAGGUUUAGAUUUUGCUGAGGUUCAGCAUGUAAUUAAUUAUGAUAUGCCAGAUGAUGUAGAGAAUUAUGUCCACAGAAUUGGUCGUACUGGUAGAUCAGAAAAAAGGGGUCUAGCCACAACAUUUAUUAACAAAUCAAAUGACGAAUCAGUAUUGUUGGAUCUUAAACACUUGCUUAUGGAGGCUAAACAGAAGGUACCCACAUUCUUGGCUGAACUUUGUUCUGAAAACGAAAAAUAUCUUGAACUUGGAGAUGAAAGGGGUUGCAGUUACUGUGGAGGUCUGGGUCACAGAAUUACCGACUGUCCAAAAUUGGAAGCCCUUCAAAACAAACAGGCCUCAAAUAUUGGAAGGAGAGACUAUUUGGCAAACACGGCGGCCGAUUAUUAAUUUUAUAAGUAAAAUAUAAUAAAACUUCUUUUUAAUUGUUAAAUAUAUAAUUAAACCUUAUAACUACAGUCUACAAUAAUAAUAAAUAAUUUUAUUUAAAUUAUAUGACUAUGACUAGAUCAAUAAUUUCACAUUGAUUAAAUAAAUCCCUUUUCACAUUAAGAAGCAAACAUUGCUAAAGAAAAACAAAUAUUUACACAUAUUAAGCUAAUAUUAACAGUACUAAACAAAGUUCUGCUAGAUAGACAAAAUAAUUGGGAUUUAAGACGGUUUAAGAUGCAGUGAUAACAAAUUGACUUAUUUUGGACGUUUGUUAGGUACUUGCGAAUACUAGAAACAUUUCCUGCUUAAAAAAACCUAUUUUGGAAUGUCUUCAAUGUAGGGUUGCCAGAUAUACAGGUAACAAUAGGAAACUCCACCAGUAGUGAUUCGGACUGUUGGGUGAUGUAAGGUUUAAAAGCAAAACUUGCAUUAUAACAGCUUUAUUUUAUCUGAUCUCUAUAUUUCAAAAAUGCGUGGUUUAGAACAUACACGAGCUAUGUGUUUGAUGAUUAUUGCAAGAUUGAAGUAUAUUUUUAUUGAAAUGCAUAUACUAUGUCUGCCAUAAUCUGAAAUUUCUUUUGCUUGGCUGUGUUUGGCCCAUUUACAACUUAAAU